UUAGCGGUGGCCGGGGCCGGAGAGGAGGCCGGAGUUGGAGGAGAGAGCCAGCCAGCCAGCCACCGAGGGGCAGUGGGUAGGGGAGGCGUGUAGAGGGGCGGGUGCUGCUCCUGCUCCAGCUCUCGCGGGAUCCCUGGAGAGGCCUCUGCUGGGCGGGCGUGCUGGCUGGCUCGAGAGCGAGCGCGCGAGCUGAGAGGGGGGCGGGGCGUGUGAGCGGCCAUGGCGGGGCAGCAGUUCCAGUACGAUGACAGCGGCAACACCUUCUUCUACUUCCUCACCAGCUUCGUGGCCCUCAUCGUUAUCCCCGCCACUUACUACCUGUGGCCGCGGGACCAGCAUGCCGAGCAAAUUCGCUUAAAGAAUUUGAGAAAAGUAUAUGGAAGAUGCCUGUGGUAUCGAUUACGGUUGUUAAAACCCCAACAGAAUAUAAUUCCCACUAUAAAGAAAGCAGUUCUGCUUGCUGGAUGGGCACUGUUUUUGUUCCUUGCUUACAAAGUUUCCAAAACAGACAGGGAAUAUCAAGAAUACAAUCCAUAUGAAGUGUUGAAUUUAGAUCCAGGAGCAACUGUGUCAGAAAUUAAAAAGCAAUAUCGUUUGCUAUCACUGAAAUUCCAUCCAGAUAAAGGAGGUGAUGAAGUUAUGUUUAUGAGGAUUGCAAAGGCUUAUGCAGCUUUAACUGAUGAAGAAUCUCGAAAAAAUUGGGAAGAAUUUGGCAAUCCUGAUGGGCCACAAGCUACAAGCUUUGGGAUUGCACUGCCAGCUUGGAUUGUUGAUCAGAAGAAUUCUAUUUUGGUUUUGCUGGUUUAUGGAUUAGCAUUUAUGGUUAUUCUUCCAGUAGUUGUAGGAUCCUGGUGGUAUCGAUCAAUACGUUACAGUGGAGACCAGAUUCUCAUUCGCACAACUCAAAUUUAUACUUAUUUUGUGUAUAAAACAAGAAAUAUGGAUAUGAAAAGGCUUAUAAUGGUUUUAGCAGGAGCAUCUGAAUUUGAUCCUCAGUAUAAUAAAGAUGCAACAAGCCGACCUGUAGACAACAUUCAAAUACCACAGCUUAUCAGAGAAAUUGGAAGCAUUAAUUUAAAGAAAAAUGAACCUCCACUUACCUGUCCAUAUAGCUUGAAAGCCAGAGUGCUCUUACUGGCUCAUCUUGCCAGAAUGAAAAUUCCUGAGACACUUGAACAAGAUCAGCAGUUUGUUUUGAAAAAGUGCCCUGCUUUGCUUCAAGAAAUGGUUAAUGUAAUCUGCCAACUAAUAAUUAUGGCACGUAGCCGUGAAGAAAGGGAGUUCCGUGCACCGUCAUUGGGUUCUCUGGAAAACUGCAUGAAACUUUCACAGAUGACUGUCCAAGGGCUCCAGCAAUUUAAGUCUCCGUUAUUGCAACUCCCACAUAUUGAAGAGGACAAUCUCAGACGUGUCUCUAAUCAUAAAAAGUAUAAAAUCAAAACUAUUCAAGACUUGGUGAGUUUAAAAGCAUCAGAUCGUCACAAUUUAUUGCACUUCCUUGAAGAUGAAAAAUAUGAAGAGGUUAUGGCUGUUCUUGGUAGUUUUCCACAUAUCACCAUGGAUAUAAAACCCCAGGUGUUGGAUGAUGAAGACAGCAACAACAUUACAGUAGGAUCACUAGUCACAGUUCUGGUCACUCUAACAAGACAGACAAUGACAGAAGUGUUUGAGAAAGAACAGUCAACCUGUUCAGCUGAAGAGCAGCCUUUAGAGGAUGGUCAAGGAGAUGCUAACAAAAUGAAGAACAAAGGAUGGCAACAAAAGACUAAAGGAGCAAAGAAGGCUUCAAAAUCAAAGAAGAAAAAGCCUGUGAAGAAGAAGCCUGCCCCUGUCCCUCUGCCACCAACAAAACAGCAGAAACAAAAGCAAGCAAAUGGGGUAGCUGGGAGUGAAAUUGUCAAGGAUGAUGAUGAUGAAGUUUCUGAUAAAGGAAGUGAAUCUGAAGAGGAUGAUACUAAUAGAGACUCCUUAAGUGACAAAGAUGAUGGAAGUGAUAGAGACUCCGACAGAGAACAAGAUGAGAAACAAAACAAAGAUGAUGAAGCUGAAUGGCAGGAAUUACAGCAAAGCAUACAGCGAAAGGAACGGGCUCUCUUGGAAACCAAAUCAAAAAUAACCCAUCCUGUUUACAGUCUCUACUUUCCUGAGGAAAAACAAGAGUGGUGGUGGCUAUAUAUAGCAGAUAGGAAGGAACAAACCCUGAUAUCUAUGCCAUAUCAUGUGUGUACACUAAAAGAUCGUGAAGAGGUAGAACUAAAGUUUCCUGCACCUGGCAAACCUGGAAAUUACCAAUACACAGUUUAUUUAAGAUCAGAUUCAUACAUGGGUUUGGACCAGAUUAAACCACUGAAGCUGGAAGUUCACGAAGCUAAACCAGUGCCAGAAAAUCAUCCACAGUGGGAUACAGCAAUAGAAGGAGAUGAGGACCAGGAAGACAGUGAAGGUUUUGAAGACAGUUUUGAGGAAGAGGAGGAAGAGGAGGAAGAAGAUGAUUAAACAGUACUAUGAACAAACUGUGUUACAUGGGACAUCUCUACAAAUAUUUGACCUGGGAAAGGAUAAACUCAACACUGCAGAAAUACUGAAGACGGAAUUUUUUUAGUUUCUCUUUACCAAUUAUGAGUGCUUUAUGUAACUUCCCAGUGGAGGUCUGUUGAUCAGUUGGUAAAACCUGGGUGAUGCUUAUGGCUCUUUACAGCCUUUAAGUACAGGACAGUGCAUUUAUUCCAACUGAAAAUAAAAGCUUUUUUAUUCUAAAUGUCCAGGAGUGUGGGCUAUGUUGUCUGAUCAACUUUUGGUCCAAUAUAUUAAGAGGUACUAUUAUUAAAUAAAAGCAAUCUUUACAGCAAUGUUUCAUAUUAGGAUUGUUUUAUAACUUCCUUGAAAUUAACAUCUCAAGUUUCUGUCCAAAAGAUCUUUUGCAGUGAUAUUAUGAACAUGACUGAAACUGAGACUAUUCAUAGCUUUAAACCUUCUAUUUUGUUUGCUUUGGAGUUCAGAUAUUGGCAUCCUGCCCUUAGUUGGGUACAUUCCAUAUUGUCAUGAGGGUUGAUCUUUUGAGACUAUCUUAAGGGGAGGGGAACUUUUGCCUCAGAUUUUCAUGCAGGCUAUAAGUUUUCCUUGAUUUCUUAAUGACUUAAAAUACGUUUAGGCAUCAAGUAUCAGCAAAUCACACAUAACCUUUUUCUUUUGAUGAAACUCUAUGUGAAAAAUGAUUGUGGGACCAUAUCUUACACAAAGUGAUAGUUUAAUACAUAAUACCUUUUACUAAAGGUAAAACUAUCAGAGCUGAAAUGUUGGCUUUUAAUCUACCUUAGCCUAUCAGAAGCCUUUAAGUCAGACACACAGACACACUAAGAUACGUUUUUUGUAUUUAUUGAGAAUAAUUCAAAAAUAAACUGGACUAAAUUUGAUAAAACUUUGCAUUGUAAUAGUGCAUUUUUCCUCUAUACUGAGGGCUGAAUAGGGAUAUUAGCAUGGAAAACCAGGCUUCAUUCCCAACAUAAAUAAUUGCUUUUGAUUUUUACGUGUAUAUCUAGGGUUUUUUGUGAAGGAUAAGCAACAUCUCACAGAAAAUUCCACUCUUUCUUCCCACAUGGAAAAGUAAUAACUAUUGAUGUGGUUAGAAGCUAUAGAAAUACAUCCAAUUGUCAAUCAUGUACUAAGUUUUUAUCACUAAAUAUGGAGGAACUACAAGACUGAAAUACUGUAAAACAUUGUGACAAGCUUGUCAUACAGGAAAGUUUCCAUAUAAUGGAAGCUACCCAAAGGCCAAAUGAGCUGCUCACACUUAAUUUGUGACCUUGUUUAUGAAAUAGAGGAUUGUCACUUUAAAUGCAAACUUACAUUGUUAUAUUUCUUUGUAAUUGCAAUAGUUGCAAAUAAAAUUUGAAAAUGCCCUAAA
This is a messenger RNA of Varanus komodoensis (Komodo dragon), 3904 nucleotides long. RefSeq names its product SEC63 homolog, protein translocation regulator (gene SEC63). Gene Ontology annotation, molecular function: transmembrane protein transporter activity; RNA binding. Gene Ontology annotation, biological process: post-translational protein targeting to endoplasmic reticulum membrane; SRP-dependent cotranslational protein targeting to membrane. The record is from RefSeq and is a predicted model, not a curated record. NCBI's taxonomy places the organism in Eukaryota, Metazoa, Chordata, Lepidosauria, Squamata, Varanidae. Gene Ontology annotation, cellular component: Sec62/Sec63 complex. Bases 220 to 2496 code for a protein of 758 amino acids. The transcript is spliced from 21 exons.